Clupea harengus (Atlantic herring) is the source of this 2156-nucleotide messenger RNA. RefSeq names its product adaptor related protein complex 5 subunit mu 1 (gene ap5m1). Lineage: Eukaryota; Metazoa; Chordata; Actinopteri; Clupeiformes; Clupeidae. The record is from RefSeq and is a predicted model, not a curated record. Gene Ontology annotation, cellular component: AP-type membrane coat adaptor complex; cytosol; lysosome. Gene Ontology annotation, biological process: endosomal transport.
GACCGGAACAUUUAUUGCCGUUUGCGCAACGAAACUAAAUAUUCUCAGUCACAACCUCCGGGCUGACGGACUAUGUACGUCUGUAUAUGGUCGAAAUACCCAAAUACGCGUUUAAACUACACGUAGGUUUAAACUAGCAAAUCAAGCAGUCCUGUACUGUCUCAGAUGUUGCAUUACGAGUUAAGUUGUUUCCACAACAAGAAUGUCAGUUUUAGAUGCAUGACAUAAUUGAAUGAAUUUACUUGAACUUUGAUUAGUUUCAUUUCAUCAAUGAGUUUCCGGGCGAUCUGGGUAUUGUCACAUGAGAAGGGAGAAACUGUAACAUUGCGCUUUUCCAGGCGAUACUCUACUGUAGAGCGUCGAGCAAAAUGUCUGGCUGGACCGCAAUAUGCGUCCAUACCUGAGGAUUGUGCCAUAUCGCGACUCAUCUUUACUGAAUUGGGACUGGAGGAUCCUGACAGGCUUUAUGUGGCCGCGCGCGAUAAUUGUGUGCUGCAUCAAGAGUCUCUCAUCCUGGAGCUCCACCCGGAUGGCUCCGGUAGGGGUAUACUGUGGCCCCUAUUAACGGUCACUCAAGGGGGCCUCAUAAUGGCCUGUCUGCCCUUGGUGGAUUCUACUGCUACUUCACGGCCUCCUCUCUCAAACCAGGUCUCUAUCUGUCAAGGCAUAGCCUUCUUGUCUGGCCUUCAGGCAUUCAUGUCAGCUGGGAGUAAAGCACUAGAGCCUGAUAUUCUGGCCGCUCGUUUAGAUUUGUUGCCCACAAUCCUGUUGAACAUUUGUCCCCUGGGGACACCAGUGGAUACACCACACUCCGCCAUCUUUCCAUUCCUGGCCGUGCCCACUCCUACUGGCUCUCAGAAGCAGCCAGCCUGGAAGGCAGGAUUCCACAAGGGAAGAUCGACUGUCAGUGUGUCCGUCACAGAAACUGUAAGGUCCAUGCAAUAUGGCAAUCAAAACAAACAAGACCUCUGGGAUGUUUAUGGCACUGUCGUGUGUAAGUGUGAAGUGGAGGGCAUCCAACCCAACAUCACAGUCACUCUCUCUUUACCACCCAAUGGCUCCCCCCUGCAAGACAUCCUUGUGCACCCCUGUGUCAACACACUGGAUAGCAGCACCCUGACCGCGAGCAGCAUGGACUAUGGAGACAGCUCCGCCUUCUCAGGGCCCUACAAGUUCCCCUUCUCCCCACCACUGGAGCCCUUCAGGCUGUGCAGUUACACCUCUCAGGUACCAGUUCCACCCAUUUUGGGUUCCUAUCACCUCAAAGAGGACAAUGGUCAGCUACAGCUGAGUGUUCUUUUGAAACUCCAUGAGAGUGUGACAAACAGUUUUGAAUACUGUGAAGCUCAUCUGCCAUUUUUCAAUAGGUGCCAGAUGGGGGUUUUAGAUGUGAAAGUGACCUCAGGCCAGGUGGAGGUCUCCAAAGAGAAGAACCUACUAGUCUGGGUCUUAGGACAAAAGUUUCCAAAGUCCCGUGAAGUAACGCUUGAAGGAGCUGUGCAUUUCUCUGGCCAGACAGCAGGACCCACCGACCCCCUCUGCACCGAUGGCACCGCUUACAUCAAACUGUAUUUCCGAAUACCUGACCUAACUUUAUCAGGAUGUUGUGUGGACCAACAUUCAGUGCAGGUGUAUUCUUCAACAAAGCCUCGUGUUGUCACAUCGCGGGAUUUGGUGUCUUCAGAAUACUACAUAUGGAACUCCACAGGACUCACCCCAAUGUUGCCUGGUGCUAUGAUGAUGUGACAUGGAACUACAAGGAAAAUGUGCUCAAAUGGUCAAAUGUGUAAGGAAAGGUGUCUUUACAGCCAAUCUGCUCACAGUGUAGACUCUGACCGCAGGUAAUCAUGCCCUUUAAGAUAAGUGAACAUUCAACUGGCUGUUAAUGAACAGAAGCCCUGUAGUGAAUGCAUCCUAGUGGCCUUCUUCUGAGAACAAAGUAAUGAUUGGAAUUAUGGAGCUGUUUGUGUUUGUUUAGAUGCUCAAAUCAAAUUGCCUUGCUUUGUAAAAAAGCCUAUCUUGUUAAGGUGGAGAAGACCUUGCUAAAGAGGUGGACAUACAGUCAGGCCAAGCUAUAAUGAACUACUAAACUGAAUGCGUCCAUUGAGUUUAGUCAACUGCUAUUGUUAACGUGCGUCAAUAAAAUACUAAUAUGU